Messenger RNA from Linum trigynum, 3578 nucleotides. The record is from the annotation of a GenBank genome assembly. NCBI's taxonomy places the organism in Eukaryota, Viridiplantae, Streptophyta, Magnoliopsida, Malpighiales, Linaceae.
GAACAUGUAUUAUUGUUCAUUUGGAUAUCUAUGUAGUUAACCCUUUCAACCUUCCACAUACAUCUAACUUGAAGCGAUGAAAUCACAAGACUUGGCGACAUCUUGCAUAUACCCACCAAUAAAAAUGGCCGGACUCCACAAGGCCGGCGAGGUAUUUGGGCGUGAGGUGCGUUGCCUGCCGGCAAAGAGAUACUGAGAGGCCGGCAACGGCACGGUCCAACUCCUGUCAUUGGGGCUCUAAGAGACGUUGAUUGAUAUCAGUACUAAUUAAUUACUCCCUGCCACCACCAACCAUCACGGUCUCUCUCCCGGUUCCAUUUAUUAAUGUUUCGUUUCGUUAAAACAGAGUGGAAUGUCUCAACUGCAGAAAACGAAAGCUACUGGUUUGUGUACCCACCAAGUCCAACCACCAUGAGAACAAAAGGUAAACCAGUAAUACUGCUCCUGAAUUCUAUGAAAACACCACCUCUGCCAAAUACAUUUGGGUUCUUUCACUUCUAUCAACUGCAUUAAUUAAUUACUGUAAUUGAACUCAAAGACAGGCGGAGUUCACUAAGUAACCAUGCAACAUUUGAUAAUUAAUAUAGAGGAAAGCAACAAAAACAAGACAAGGAUUUACAUGUUGAAACUAUUUAUAGUUUACGUGAGUCUAUUUCACAAAGAGCUUCAUCACGCUUAGCUAAGCUUCUCAAAUUUUCACUCAUGUCAUUCUCAUUCAUCUACUCAAAUACAACAUAGCUCCAUAUAAAUUGUUUGCGAAGAUUGGGGGUGGGGGAGGUUGGAUAUGGUUCUACAUCUUCUCUAUCCGAUUCCUAAUGGGGACCAAAUUAAAUAGCAUGAUGAGGAAACUUAGCAAUCACGAUAGAAUAGAGAUUUUGGCAUCUACUGAUCAACACUAUUGCUACGUUAAAGAAGGGUAGAGAGAGUCGACCACUCGAUCACUCCAUAAUUCCUAUGUUAUUGUUGAUACCGCUAAAUCAAUUAUUUAGUUAUUUCGAAUUCUGUAGUUAAAUCAAGAAAAACAAAACAAAACAACACUCACAACACACACAUGACCACCGGCACCAGCAUUAGCAGGCAGCCACCUCACAAGGCAAACCAUGAUGAAGCUAAUGAUAGGAAAGUGUGCGGUUCCCUCUUGUCCCCUCUAUUUUUUAGGGCUGGCUAUUUGGUCCCAGACUGUUUGGUUUUCCCCGAAACCGGACCGUAUAACCCGGACCGGGACCGGACUGAGACCGGAUAGCAAACAAUGCAAUCUCAUAUUCGGGCUUAGAUUUGAGGUAAAAAAUCGGAUAAAGACCGGAUAUAGACCCCCAACACCUAAAACCAAGAUAAAAUUGGGACCGAACCGGGUCAAGACCGGACUGUAUCCAAUCCAAUCUUUGGUCCUUAUAUUCCCGAAAAUACCGGACUGGGACCAGAUCAAUUUGGUCCAAUUUAACCGGACCGGACCAUAUUGCCACCCCUACUAUUUUUAUCCGAAUUUUCACUGUCUCUUUUCCCCUUAGAUAUUUAGCUUCUUAUGUAAGCCCUUCACGAAACAUGGGAAAAGUUUAAAGAUACGUUUUUACCUAAUAUGUACUGGCCAUUCAUUAUAAAUGAAGCUCUCUUUCUAAAUUUGUAAGUUUCUAAAUGUUCCAAAAACGUCCCUCACACUAAGCUCAUUGGUCUCUUGAAACGUCCUGGAGUUCUCCGCUCCAAGAGCUAAAGACCAAACCAUAAGCUGAAGAAGACAAAAGGAGACUGCCCACAUAAAAAAGGAGUUAUCCAGAGAGAUUCCAAGAUUUGUUACACAGCAAAAUUUGUCCUGUAACGCUCGAUGUAUACAAUGAGCGUUUAAUGGUGAAAACUAAGUUUUGUUGGUGAAUCAACAGUUUUCUUCCUCUUCGGGAACCAUGCUAGAAAAUGAUGAAAGGUUGGCUGUAGUAGGAAAGAGCAGAAGAGUUUCAUUGGCUGCGAGGUUAUGGCGAAAAGGUUUUCUAAGUGGUUGAAGAAGAAGAAGAAGAGAGCUGACUGCAAUUAUCGUACGAAUCUAGUUACAGAUGAGAGCGAAGAUGGAGAGGAGGAGACAAGUGAUCAUUUCUUCAGGUCAAUCGAUACUGAUCCAUGCAUUCCAACUAAUGAGUUAAGAGUAUUCAUUGGGACAUGGAAUGUAGGUGGAAAGUCUCCAGUGGGAAACCUAACUGUAGAUUUGGAUGAAUGGCUGAAUCUCAAGGAGGCUGCUGAUAUCUAUGUUUUAGGGUUUCAAGAGAUAGUACCCUUGAAGACUCUUAACGUGCUGGGAUUGGCAGACAAAACUGAAGCGACGAAUUGGAACCUGUUGAUAGGGAAAGCACUCAAGGCAUAUGGGGGGAGAAGUAGCAGCAAGUACAAGAUGAUGGCAAGCAAAAGAAUGGUGGGAGUGUUUAUAUGCGUGUGGAUGAAGAAAGGGGUACUGAGGAAGUACAGUGUUUCAAAAGCUAGGGUGAGUUCUGUGGCUUGUGGCAUCAUGGGAUGUUUGGGGAACAAAGGUGCAGUAACUGUUAGCAUGUCUAUUGAAGGAGUUAGUUUUUGCUUCAUAGCUGCUCACUUGGCUUCCGGUGAGAAGAAAGGCGAUGAAGGGAGAAGGAAUCGUCAAGUGUUAGAGAUCUUCCGACGAACUUCAUUCUUACUACCAUCUAAAGAUGAUCCUAAUGAUGACCACUACCACCCGCCAACCAUCCUGGGACACGAUAGGAUAUUUUGGUUCGGGGAUCUGAACUACAGGUUGUACCUGGAAGAUCACUUGGCAAGGGACCUGGUCAGCAAGUAUGACUGGGAAGCUUUGCAGGCAUAUGACCAGCUCCGGUGCGAACUUGAAGAAGGAGGAGCAUUUGAAGGUUGGAGAGAAGGCAACCUUGAAUUUGCGCCGACAUACAAGUAUUCUGAAUCGAAUUGCGAUCGAUAUUCUGGCAGCUUCGGGGGGAGAUCUGGAGAGAAGCAGAGGACACCUGCAUGGUGUGACAGAAUCUUGUGGUGGGGAGAAGGGGUGAUGCAACUUUCAUAUUUUCGUUCUGAAAGCAUGUUCUCUGAUCAUCGGCCUGUUUCAGCAUUGUUCUCCAUGCACGUAGAAGUCAGAAAGGAAACAAAUCAGAAAGUGUUUCCAGUGAAUGCUACUGAGUUCCGACCGCCUGAAAAUUUGCUGCCAAGAAACAGCGAGGAAGACAACAAACCUGCUACCUUGCUAUCCAUGCUUGAAAGGGAUAUAGACGAAUAACAAAUAUAGAUAGACACAAAAAGCUGUUGCAAAAGCGAAGGAUACAGGUUUGUACAUAGGGCUUCUGGCUUCUCAUGCUGUACCAGGUUGCCUUGAAGGAGAUGCAACCUUCCCAGAUGUCCACCUCUAGUUCUUUUUGAACUUGCUGUUCUUUUCACUGUAGAUAGCAUUGUUAUGCACAACCUGAAGACAAAUGUAUACAAGGGCUGAAGGCCACUAAGAGUAACUUAGUGUUCAUAGAAAACAUUCAUUCAUCGCUACACCCUGGAUAUGUCGGACUAAAGAAGAAGACAGCCAGCUGGUACUUUGUAAACAGUUCAACAAAUCAAGAACAUUCUUUACA